AUGAAGACCCGCUUAAGGAUUUUUGAAAACAAAAAGCACAAUUUUUCGUCCAAGUAUCAAUCAGAUGAUUUGGAUUCUCAGUGCAUGGAAACCAAAGAUUAGAUUAAUUAGAUUAAUUAGUUUUAGCGGGUCACGGAGGUUUAUUUCAGCCUCUACCCAGCGCUGCCAGCUUCAGGCUUGCGCCCUAAGCACCGGCUCUGUUGCUCACUCCAUUUUCUGUCGACGUCACCAAAAAAUGGUGACGUCGUCAUCUGACAGGGAGACUCACCCAGGUACUCCUUUGAUCAGGGUCUAGUGACCGGCGCCGUCCUUUCUGGGGAGGGGGAAAAGUAGCCUUCCGGAGUCUUCUUCAGGUCCUCAAGCUCCACUACAAGCUUCCUCACUUCCUUCUAGUCCUGAAGUGUGACUCCUGAUUCUGCGGCUCUGGUCUUCUCGUCUUUGUGAGAGAGGCAAAAAAACCUUGUCGUGGUGUCCCGACCAAGGUAAAAAAAAACCACCCUGGACACAAUAUCCAGGCCCCGUUUACUUCUUAACCCCGUAGUCCCUGAGGGUACAGGAGAAGGACGGGUCGGAUGGCUCGCCAUUUUAAUUGUGUGGAAACCAAAGAAGAAAGCGAAAUGUCAACCGAGGAAUCGCCAAUUCAUGAGGCGCAUUAAAAAAUAUAAAAAAAUUCUUAGUAUAUGCAUGUUUAACCCACUAGACUUAUUAUUUACUAUCUCCCAUUCAUGAAAGUUGCGCCAAAAAAAUUCGAAGGAAAAGAAAUCGGAAAUCUGACUACCAAGUCAACAUUCUCAAAGCCCACUUCGAUAUGAACACAAAUUGGACCAAAGAACAAGUAGUUGAGCUUGCCAAACAAGCUGGACUUUCAGAAGCACAGGUUUAUAAGUGGGGCUGGGAUUAUAAGAAAAAGUUGCGUCUUGAAGGGAAGUGUGAAAACGACAUCAACCUUCAAUGUGAAGAAACACUGGCUCCAAGCGUCCUUGAUUAUGAACUGUAUUUGGUUCAGAAAGACUAUCGCAGGUCAGUCACCAGUUGGAAUUUUGGAAGUUCGAUUGGGUUAUUUUCUUCACCUUAUAGCCUUUUGGCUUAG
Blepharisma stoltei is the source of this 1090-nucleotide messenger RNA. NCBI's taxonomy places the organism in Eukaryota, Ciliophora, Heterotrichea, Heterotrichida, Blepharismidae. The record is from the annotation of a GenBank genome assembly.